AUGGAAGAUGGUGGAAUUGGAGCCAUGUUAGCACAAGCUGAUGAAGUAGGUAUUGAGAAGGCAGUGUAUUACUUGAGUAAAAAGCUCCUUCCAAAUGAACGGAAAUAUAACUUGAUUGAAAGAACUUACUUAGCAAUGUGGGAGAUCGAUUUUCCUGAUGAACAUUUGAGUUUGAUAGAAAAGAAAGGAUGGAAACUCUACUUUGAUGGUUCAACUCAUAGUGAAGGAGCCGAAGUAGGCAUUUUGUUAGAAUCCCCACAAGGAGAAGUUAUCCCGAUGUUGAAGAGGUUACAAUUUGCAGUCACGAAUAACAUGGCAGAAUAUAAAGCCUGCCUGUUUGAGUUAGAUGCUUUGAUUACAGUUAAAGCUGAAGAAAUUGAGGUUGUUGGUGAUUCGAAAUUGGUAAUCGAGCAUGCUAAUGGCAACUGGGAAGUUAAAGAGGACAGGCUGAAUCCUUACAUUGACCAUCUAUGCAUUGUUGUUCAAAACUUCAAAAAGGCAACCUUCACAAAUACAAGCAGAGUGAACAAUCGAGUACCAGAUACCUUGGCUAGCUUAGCAUUAGCUUGGGAAGAGAUUUCGGUAAUGUCUAAGAAACCAUUUAUGAUGACUUCGGGUAGCAUCCCUUGUUAUGAAGGCAAAAAGAGUAUUGAUAUUGAGGAAGAAGAGAAGCUAUGGUUUUAUGAUGUCCUGCAUUGGAUGACUAAAAGGAUAUACCCAGAUUCAGCUACUAGAGAUGACAGAAGAGCUAUACAACUUUUGGAAUUACAAUUUACAGUCUGA
Molecule: messenger RNA, 783 nt
Organism: Jatropha curcas
Lineage: Eukaryota; Viridiplantae; Streptophyta; Magnoliopsida; Malpighiales; Euphorbiaceae
Molecular function (GO): nucleic acid binding; RNA-DNA hybrid ribonuclease activity
Source: RefSeq, a predicted model, not a curated record